Messenger RNA from Nothobranchius furzeri (turquoise killifish), 3161 nucleotides. It is a transcript of the gene ifitm5, whose product is annotated as interferon induced transmembrane protein 5. Gene Ontology annotation, cellular component: plasma membrane. NCBI's taxonomy places the organism in Eukaryota, Metazoa, Chordata, Actinopteri, Cyprinodontiformes, Nothobranchiidae. The record is from RefSeq and is a predicted model, not a curated record.
UUGUAUACAGAAACUACAUUUGCUGUUGGUGACAACUAGCUUCAGGAUUGCGGCCUGCGACCCUAUCAUCGCCUAGUUUGACCAGCCUAUAGGCUAUAGGAUAGGAUAUAUCAGCCUCUAAAAAGACUUAGAAAAUUGAUUUUUGAGCUCAUCUGAUGAAACUCCACGCCCUGCUGCCUUGGUUAUUUUUUUCCCAUUUCUCCCAGUCUUUCUCUAUUUCAGUCUUCUUCAGGCAUGGCCACAUAAUGACAAACCUGCUGUGUAUUACAGGACCCUGCCCAUGAGUUCCCUCCCAGCCACCUCCCUCUUCAUGGGCCUUUAAAACCCUUAAAUAAAGGAGGGGGUUACCGUUUUCCAAGGAGAACAAACAUUUUGAAGACCAAUCCUUAAAGCUACACAUUCCCUCACAAGUAAAGACCAUUACUCUAUAGGACCAUCAUGGACAACCAUUCAUACAACUUUCCUUCCGACUGCACCCCACUCACCAACAGCAAAUCUGCCCGCAAACCGGCCGGAGCCACUGUGGUAAACAUGGGAAGCUGUGGGAAGAAUCCUCCCCGGGACUACCUGCUCUGGUCGCUGUGCAACACCUUUUACGUUAACUUCUGCUGCCUGGGCUUCAUGGCUCUCAUCUACUCCAUCAAGGCCAGGGACCAGAAGACUCUUGGAAACUUGCAGCUGGCCCAGGAGUGUUCAGACAAGGCUAAGUGGUACAACAUCCUAGCAGCCGGUUGGAACCUCCUGAUUCCUCUCCUGGCCAUCUUCCUGCUCGUCCUCCUGCUUGUCCACCUCAGCUCUUUGAGGGGCUCCUUCGACUUCUUAGGAGAAGAUGGAUUCCAGAACUUCAUGAAUUUGUUCAGCUGGUAGAUGGAGACAGAUCCAAAUUGAUAAAAAGUGUUCUAUUCACACAGUCAGGACACAUGGUUUGGUUUAGUUCCACAGAUGAUGGCAGACAUAACCGUCGUUAUUUUAGUGAGUUCCUUUUCAGCAUCAGAGUUAAAAUGACAUUAAAUGGUCAAAAUAGACAGGGAUGGCAAAAAAAUAGACAAAUGCAGAACCCAAAGGCAAAUCCAGUCAACUGUUAAAGCGUGCGAGAGCCAGAAUUUAGGACUUAUAAUUCAGGUGGCAUAACCGUCAUUAACAAUGAUAGUUUCAUGAACCCCUUAAUACUAACUCACACUACAGCCACGUUCCUUCAUACUGGAUUAAAACCUCUUAGUUCUUAUGACCUGUUUUACACUGUCUGUGUAAAUCUAAAAUAGUUCAUCCUGUGAUUUUGUGUGUGCCAUGCUAUAUUUUGUACCUUCACCACCCUGGACAUGUCUGCAGCACAUUCCUAUGCUCAUGAUCAGACCACAUCCCAACCUGCCAUGGUGAGAGUGGGACUGCAUCAGGCUGCAGCUACCCACUAGAUCAGUGGUACCAAAAUGCACAACUGUAAUGAGGAGCCUGUUGAGUCUGGCCUUAAAGGGACAAUGUGUAGUUUUUACCAUUAUCUUCUGGAAAUAUCCAUCAAAAUUUUGUUGAAAAUGAAAUGGAAGAUGCCCAGUUGUUGAAAAAUAUUGGCAGCUUCGUAACAUAUAACCAUAAAAAUCAGGUCAAAAAUACAUGGGAGCGGGUCUAAGGGUGUUUCUCAGUGCCAAGGAACCUCGCCUUGAUGUCUUGGCCCCACCCCGGUUGCCUAGGAGAUACAUCAUCAGGAGCCGCCAAGACGUGUUCCAAUGUUCAUGUUCAACCGAGGCGUGUGUUCUCCGUUUGUUAGCUGUUUAGCUAGCUGAGCAAGGAUACAUGGGAGGUGUCUUGUAGCCUAGCCUUGGUCAAAAAUUUCCCAGAAUAUACCGCUGUAUUUUCAAAAGGAUGGCGGAUCAGAAACCGGCAGCUACUUCGGGGGCUAAUUUCAAGUUUAAAAGUAAGUCAACUAAUUUAAAAUGGUUUUUUUUAGAUCCAAAGAAGUCAUCUCUGGUUGGUUAUUGGCAGCUACGGUGGCUAGUGGGUAGUAACUCACUUAUAUAUUUUACUUAACAAAUAUAUACCUAAUUUAAAAAAAAAGGCUCAUUAUAUAUUUAUAUUGAAACUAAUACGUAAAAAAAUAUAACGUUAUCUCCCGUGUCACAUGACGUUACGUCACCGCCAUGGAAGCCUGCGGUAACGUGAUGCAAGUCUGUUCCAUUUAACCGUUUUCUUUGACCAAGAAAGGACAGCGUCCUCGUAAGAGAGGCACUUGGCCUCACAAGACAUCACCUCGCAAGGCCAGGCACCUUGACAUUGAGAAACAGAAGUCUCUGGACGACGCCAUAUUAGAUGCCAUGUUUUCUUCUACGGGAGCCCAGGAGGACAAAAAGCAUUUACUGAUUUGUAACAAAUGGUUACAAAACUUUCAUCAUUCUUAAAUGUUGUUGUUUACUGCUUCACUUGUUGCCAGUGAUGAAAAGGAGUCUGAUGUGCUUGGCAUUUUACUAAAAUUUGUACUCCCCAGGGCUUUUUGACCCUAAUGGUCAUCCGUUGGUAAAGUCUUACUCCAACACAAAAACACUGCUUCCUUGCAACGAUUUAGGUAUCUACUGCCCAUAUCGCCAGGAAAAUCACACUCUGUCACUUUAAGACCAUCCAUGUUGUUGUGGCUGAUUUGUAAUUUUAACAGUGAGGUGAUAAUCCUGUGUGAAGAGGGACAAAGGGAAUGUAGUCAGUUAUAAAAUGACUCACAUCUUAAAAAUUUCCUCACUAAUUAGUAAAACAGUCUGCUCUAAAAGGGUCUGAUGUGAUUGUUAGCAGUGUCAGGUAGAAUGUGAAAGCAAAGGUUGAAUAGUUCAGGAUAAAGUGGAUAAAUGGAAUCAACAGGCUCAAUGAGCGACAUUUCUGCUUCACUUGGAUUAUUUAUUAUAUUUAUGUUUAGCCAAGCUUUGGUCAGGUACGAACAGCAAAACAGAGUACUGUGUUUGGAGUCUGAGAAGAAGCCACUUUAACUAUUUCUUUCAUCUUUCAGUAUUAUUUAAAUGCUAUUACUGUAACAAAAUAGAUUUAAGUUUCAUUUUCAUGUAUUUUUAUUGUUCAUGUGGCCACUUUGACUUGACGUUGUGUUGUUUCUAACCUAUGAACUAAAUAAAGUGAACACUAAUAACAGUUAAAACAUUUCUUUACUAAAUGCUUUUUGAAAUGCACCU